Molecule: messenger RNA, 456 nt
Organism: Colletotrichum truncatum
Lineage: Eukaryota; Fungi; Ascomycota; Sordariomycetes; Glomerellales; Glomerellaceae
Source: RefSeq, a predicted model, not a curated record
AUGAAGCCUCAUGUUCUGCCGUUUGAAGACGCAAGCAGCAAUAUUGUCUUUGACAUGAUCCCCUUCGAUGAUGUCGAGAAAGCCCAAUAUUCGCAUACCGAGGAGGGGAAGUCUACAAGCUCGAUGAUGAUCCCCAACAUUGGGACGAACUGGGGAUGUAUCAAUGAACCCGGACCGGACCCUCUCGACUGCCCGCCCCUCUUCAGCGAGUGGAGCUCGGCUGUAAAGAACGAGAAGUCGAUACAAAUACCGGGCGGAUCCUGCUUCACGAUGAAGCGUAGCACAUGCGAGGCUCUCGUCUGCGCGCCGGGCAUCUCCGCUGAGGUGGACUGGUCGCUCGCGGAGGCGCGAAUGAUGAAUCCCUGCCAGACGACGUGUGCCGUUAACGGAAAGGGGGGUCAUUGGGGGAAUGAGGAUAGUUCGGUGUUGGUCAUUGUCAAGCGGGCUGAUGAAUAG